This is a messenger RNA of Anoplopoma fimbria (sablefish), 2472 nucleotides long. RefSeq names its product carbohydrate (N-acetylgalactosamine 4-0) sulfotransferase 14 (gene chst14). Gene Ontology annotation, molecular function: sulfotransferase activity. The transcript is spliced from 2 exons. The coding region runs from base 105 to 1154 and encodes 349 amino acids. NCBI's taxonomy places the organism in Eukaryota, Metazoa, Chordata, Actinopteri, Perciformes, Anoplopomatidae. Gene Ontology annotation, cellular component: membrane. The record is from RefSeq and is a predicted model, not a curated record. Gene Ontology annotation, biological process: carbohydrate biosynthetic process; dermatan sulfate proteoglycan metabolic process.
AGUGAGCCAUGGGGACGUGGUAGGUGACCAGCCUCUGUCUCACUUCAGGAACAACUUCAGCAGCAACAGGAGCAGUUAUUGAACAUCUCACCCGGGGACCAGGCAUGCUUCCCCGCAGGCAGGACCUCAGCUCCGGCUCGGUUCGUCGGGGCUCUGCGGUGCUGCCCUCCCUGCUCACCUUCCUGGUGAUCGUGGCGUCCGGAGGCCUGCUGCUCAUGAUCGAGAAGGGAAUGCUGAGCAGCAUGGAGACGCCUCCACCCAGAGGGGCCGGCAGGCGGCAGGACCUCAUCAGGAGUCCGGCUGCUGUGGACGUGGACGCACAGAUCCUCCAGGAGAUCCGUAACCGGACCAUCAGGACCGUGUGCCGGCAGAAGAACAUGCCCCACAGCGUGUGGUCCCUGAGCCCGCUGCAGAGGAAGACGCUGCUGCAGCACGUCCUGGUGAACGACCAGUACCGCUUCCUCUACUGCUACGUCCCCAAGGUGGCCUGCUCCAACUGGAAGCGGGUGCUGAAGGUCCUGAACGGCGCCCUGGAGAACGUGGACGUCAGCGUCAAGAUGGACCACCGCAGCGACCUUCUGUUCUUGUCGUCCCUCAAACCCGAGGAGAUCCGCUACCGCCUCAAGCACUACUUCAAGUUCAUGUUCGUGCGGGAGCCGAUGGAGCGGCUUCUCUCCGCGUACCGGAACAAGUUCGGGGAGAUCGAGUCCUACCAGAAGAAGUACGGCGUGGAGAUCGUGACGAGGUACAGAAAAGGCCUCACCAAGGAGGCCACGUCCGUUAAAGGCGACGACGUGACGUUCGGCGAGUUCGCCCGCUACCUGCUGGACGAGGACUCGGAGCGCAUGAACGAGCACUGGAUGCCGGUGUACAACCUGUGCCAGCCCUGCGCCGUGUCCUACGACUUCAUCGGCUCCUACGAGCGUCUGGAGAGCGACUCGGAUUACGUGCUCCAGCGCGUCGGGGCGCCCCCUCACGUCCGCUUCCCGGAGCGGCAGACGUGGUACAAGCCGGUUACCACGGAGACGCUGCACUAUUAUCUGUGCAGUUUACCUCAGAAGCUGCUGAGGGAACUGCUGCCCAAGUACAUUCUAGACUUCUCCCUCUUCGCUUACACUCUCCCCAACACAACCACUGAGCACUGCCGCCAUUAAAUGUGAUGAGAUUAUAAUUUUUUUAUAGAGAAUCAUUUUUUUAAACUAUUUUUUAAAUCCCUAGGGAAGAAGCAGUAUUUUCAUAGCUGUUACACAUUUUUACCUGAGAUAUUUCAUUAAAAGAAAAUUGACUAUGAAACCACUAAAGCUUGAAAUCAGCUGAAGACAAAGAUUUAAAAAAAGAAAAUAACCUGUAAAAUCGCUUCCAUUUCAACGUUUUCCUGUCAUGCACUGUUACAGUAAACGAACCAAUUCAGUAUAUAAAUAAUGAUGUAAAUAAGGUUGCAAGACCAAAUUGUAUUUUCUUGUUUCUUCAUCCACAUGUCGGAGAAGUCGACGGGUUUAUAGCUUCAGUGGUUAUUCAGUGGUUUAGCGGGCUAAAACACAAACCAUACACUCAGAGUUUUAUGGUUUUAAAUCAAGCGUUGUGUGCUUUUGUUUCACGUCACAUCCUCUCCUCUCCAUCCGUCUCCCAUCUUUCCUAAUGUUCGGACAAUUUACCUCGUAAUAAAACAGAAGAUAAAGUUCAGCGAUCAUCACUGCAAUUCAUGUCAUUUUUGAAUCGCUUUAUUUUAUGAAUAAUUUAAUAAUUUAAACAUUUUAGAAAAAAAAACAUGAAGCAUAAUACACAUAACCACAGGGUUGAACAAAUACUGUUUUUGCUACAUAUAUGAGGUUAUAGUUAAAUUCAUUUCAGGAGAGCUAACUCUCAAAGCUGGAGCCUCAUUUUACUGUGUAACGUACCGACAGAGACGACAUUUGGCAUCCAGUUAUGUGAGUGGAAUCAACGAGACGUUAAUAUAAAAAAUACAAAAAUGUGUUUGAAUGUUCGCAUGGUCAUUAGUUUCAGUAAACACCCAGGCAUGAUUUCACCACAGGUCGCUGCAGGAUAAUUAAUGCAGAGACUUACGGAGGCCUUCACAGUUCAUGUCCGGACCCAAACCUUUAAAGUUUCUAGUGGUUUCUGACUCAUCAGAUCCUUCACUUGUCUGUCUCUCUAGUCGUUAAUCCUUGAAGCUCACACUUCUGAAAAGAGAAAGAAAAAGAUUUGUUAGAGAUUUUCAUGAAAUAAGGCAGAUACAUUUUUUUACAUUUAAAAACAGUUAUUGCUCAUUAUUUUUGCUUUUUUUAAAAUCAAAAAUCUGUGCUUCUGUUUUUAACUUGGACCCUAUUUUCCCACGUUUUUCUAGUAUUGAGCGAGAACUUUGACACAAAAAGAUGGGAAAAUAUGGUCCAGGUUGAAACACCGGCUAAAUUCCUGGACUGAAAAUCAAAAUCAACAAGCCCUAAAAAAGCCGAAUCCUUUUCCUGUCCAAAG